Oppiella nova is the source of this 306-nucleotide messenger RNA. NCBI's taxonomy places the organism in Eukaryota, Metazoa, Arthropoda, Arachnida, Sarcoptiformes, Oppiidae. The record is from the annotation of a GenBank genome assembly.
UUAUUACUAAUAUUACAAAUUGGUGUUAGUUUGGCCACAAUUAACUACGGGUGUAACGCAAAGUUUGGCGAAAAUGAUAUUGAAUGUAACAGCGCCUGUAAGGAUCAUGGGUACCAGAUCGGUCACUGCGAUAUUUACAUGAGAAGGUGCACCUGUUUCGGGUAUUACCUGCCCUAUCACCUGCUCACCCACACAGACAUGAGAGAUCACAAGGAAAUGGAUACUACGGACCAAUUGAUUAAUGAGGCCCAGGAGGAGGUGCCUGAGAAAGUGGCCGAUGAUAAAGAAUCCCAUGAAUCUAAUGAU